Messenger RNA from Mya arenaria, 1545 nucleotides. Its product is annotated as general transcription factor 3C polypeptide 6-like. Lineage: Eukaryota; Metazoa; Mollusca; Bivalvia; Myida; Myidae. The record is from RefSeq and is a predicted model, not a curated record. Gene Ontology annotation, cellular component: transcription factor TFIIIC complex. The transcript is spliced from 5 exons. Bases 5 to 634 code for a protein of 209 amino acids. Gene Ontology annotation, biological process: transcription by RNA polymerase III.
UGCCAUGGAAUUUAAUUUGCGUUGUGGUAUUAACAAUAUUGAAAUGAACAUUGAAGAUGAAGAAUACGAGUAUGAGGAGAGCACAGUUCUAGUGGAGCUACAGGGGCUGAUGGAGACCAACUUCCUGGAGCAGGUCAAAGUUGCAAGGAUGCUGGGUAUAGAAGCGAGUAAGCCGUUACUUCAGCUUGACGACUACACCUUCACCGGGGAGUUUUCUGACACUGUUGGAACUGCCAUGAUGUUUGAUGUUAAACCCUCUGAUAAUCCAGGUUCCAGCAGUGAAGUUCCUGGAGAUAAGCAGGAGAGCGAGCUGGAUCUUCAUUGUAUAGCCAAUAAGAAGUGGACAGUUAGACGAGUGUUCUUGAAAAACAAUCAGGAUAAAAAGACAGACUCAGAAGGAGUUGGAGCUGUCACUGAAACUAUACAAGUUGAAAAUGAUGUUUCAAAUAAUAUUUCUCCCGAGGAAAUCAAUGAAAGUUCAGAACAUUUCAAAUCACAAUCCACUGAUGAAAAAAGCGACCAGUCUGAAAGUGCCAAAUCACAAGCUAUAGAUCAAUCUACUUCCAACCAGACUGCAGCAUCGACAGAAGAUACAUCCAAACCAUCUAGUAGUACUGACAAAGUGGGCACCUGACUAGCACCGUCAAGUAAAGUCUGUUGAAUGUACAUGUAAGGUAACAUACAAUGUCAUGUAGUGUACCGGAUUCACUCAUUUUUCAAUGUUUGUGUAUAAGGUUUGUGAUUUGCAGCGAAACUAAAUUUAUAUGUAUAUAUAUAUAGUGUUAAGGUGUAUUUGUAUUAGGUAGAAAUUCACAGGAUCAAUAACUUAACCUUUUUUUUUUAUUUUUUUUUUGUAUCCCAACUUUACAAAUUAAAGUGAGGGCUAUAAAGGAAUCACAUGGGUUGUUACCUCUGACUGUCGAACUGUCCGUUUCUCAUUCAUGGUCUGAAUUUAUAUAACAGAAUUGACUACUAUAGUAUGAGGGUAUGUCACGCGCAAGACCAAUGAUUCUACCUUCAAGGUCAAGGUCACAGCGACCUUCUGAACUAAGUAUGUUUUGCUUUAUAAACAUCACUCACUGAAAAUAGUUUGUGUCUGGUCCAUAUCUUGCUAAUUCAUGGUCAUAUCUUAUAAUUAUUUGGCAGAAGCGACCGCAUUAGUAUAAGGAUGUGUUGCCCUUUAAGACCGUUGUCCUUACUUUCGAGGUCAAGGUCACAGCAGCUUUCUGAACUUAUAUAAGCUUAGUUUACAACUAGCUUUGUUCAAGGUCAAGGUCAAACUUAAAGAAUAAGUCAUAUGACUACAUUUUGUGUCUGCUCCAUAUCUCUUGACCUGCUUGAAGGAAUAUUGCAGAGAGCAUGUCACUGCCACCUCGAUUUCAAGUCAAGGCACACUUAAAAAGGUCAUAUGGCUAUACUAUUGCUAUAUUUCUAGUCUUCUCCAUAUUUCUUGAAAUUUGAGAUCAAUGUCAAAUGUGGAACUGAAUGAGACAAUCAUAGGAGGAGAAAUCUGUUUUUGAUUACAAAAAUAAAAUAAAAAGCAAU